Lepisosteus oculatus (spotted gar) is the source of this 4754-nucleotide messenger RNA. It is a transcript of the gene trim13, whose product is annotated as tripartite motif containing 13. Gene Ontology annotation, biological process: positive regulation of macroautophagy; positive regulation of canonical NF-kappaB signal transduction; protein ubiquitination. Gene Ontology annotation, cellular component: cytoplasm. NCBI's taxonomy places the organism in Eukaryota, Metazoa, Chordata, Actinopteri, Semionotiformes, Lepisosteidae. Gene Ontology annotation, molecular function: ubiquitin protein ligase activity; zinc ion binding. The record is from RefSeq and is a predicted model, not a curated record.
CCCCCUCCUCCCAGCGCCCCCUGCCCGGUACAGUAGGGCUAUUCUCUGUUUUUGUGACCCGCCGUGAAAACGAAUAACGGAAAAGGUUCGCAAUCCCAGAUUUCUUGAUGCAACAUGGAUUGACGCGACGGCAACGCGAUGCCCGUGCUUAUUUCGUUGCGUAAAACCCUCAAGAAAGCUCGAGGUUAGAGGACUGUCCGUCGGAUUGUAUUGCUGCACAGGACAGAACAGGUUAAUUUCCCUUCCCUCGGAGAGGGCGAAGUCUGCACAGCAACAAGCGCCAUGAUUGCGUUGCGAGCAGCUGAGCACCAUGGAGCUCCUCGAGGAAGACCUCACCUGCCCGAUAUGCUGUUGUCUUUUUGAAGACCCCCGAGUCCUGCCCUGCUCGCACAAUUUCUGCAAGAAAUGCCUAGAAAGCAUCCUGGAGGGCAGCCGGAGCCCCUCGUGGAGACCGCCCUUCAGGUGCCCCACCUGUCGCAAAGAAACAUACCACAGCGGCAUCAACAGCCUGCAGACGAACUACUCGUUAAGGGGCAUCGUGGAGAAGUACCACAAAAUCAAACUGACUCCGAAAAUGUACCUGUGCAAGACCCACGGUGACCAGCCCCUGAACAUUUUCUGCUCUACCGACCUCAGAUUAAUCUGCGGGUUUUGCGCCACGAUGGGCGAGCACAAGGGACACAAGUUCUGCGCUCUGAGGGACGCGUACCUCAGGGAGAAGGCGGCGUUCGAGGCGCUGUUCCGGGUCUUGGAGGACUGGCGCAGCGCCGACGUGCUGUCCUGCUUGGAGUGCCUGGAGACGAGCAAGAAGAAAGCCUUGCACCUCGUGUCCAGCGACGCCGAAAAGGCGACGCACUACUUCGACAAACUGAUGCGCACGCUGGAGCAGAAGAAGAACGAAAUCCUGUCCGAUUUCGAGACCCUGAAGCUCGCGGUCAUGCAGACCUACGACCCCGAAAUCAAUAAGCUGUGCACGGUGCUGGAGGAGCAGAAGAGAGCCCUCAGCAUCGCGGAGUCUUUCAGGGACCAGUCCGACCCGCUCUUCUUUCUGCAGCAGAUGCAGGAGUUAAGGGAAAAACUCGGCAUCAUUCGAGACACCACCUUGCCUUCCCGGGCUGACAUGGAUGUCAGCCCCUUGAUGAGAAGCUUCGACAUUCGGCAGUGGGACAGUGUGAAACUAAAAGACAUAGAUAAGCUUUGUGCUCCCCACGAAACCAGUUCACCCUCCUGUACAAAACCGAGGUAUUACAAGGGGUUCUUGGCGGGCGCUGCUUCGCUGUUUUUUUCCGUGUUGUUGGCGCUGCACUUUCUGGGUUCCGCCAAUGUAGCAUUUAUUGCGACCCACGCUUUGACAACCGCCUAUUCCUACUUACCUGUCGCUGCUGAACACGCAGUGCUGUUCCGGGAUGAGGUGGCCAGCUUGUGCUUGCUUCUGUUCGAGUUGUGUCAGAAGUCCUUUUGGAUGCUGCUUAACCUUACAGGAGAAUUCAUUUGCACUUACAAGUUACUUUAAGAUAAAGGCUUUCCGGAGUGUGUCGUACUGUACGUCGUUUGUGACAUUUCACAUGCCUGCAAGAUGAGACCUCAUUUUACUAUUAAAAAUACAGCAAAAACCUCAUGGACUACACACGUUCCCUCGAAUCAGGAUUGAUAUUUGGUAGAGUUCUAUACUUAUUUGAUAGUUAAUGCACUCUUGACUAAAGGCUUUUGCGGUGUUUACGCUUAAUAGGGAAAACACUCCAUUCCAAAAGAAGCAGUUUUUGUUUCUCCUGUAUAAACCUGGUUGUCUCUGGUAGUAUCAAUUGGAUUUUAGAAUACCUAACGUUACGUUUCGUUAAAUAUUACAGUAUGUUUAUCGAAAGUCAACAUAACGUACAGUGUGGAGGUUACAAAUAAAUACUGGUGAAACGCUAAAAAUGAAUGUGUUUUUUUUAGGCUGGGAGUGACCACACUUGUGUCAUUAACGGGCAGACAUUCAUUUUGUUUUUACGUUUCAAGUAAUUGCCGUUUUAAUACGAAAAGAAAUGCGUGCCAGCACUACAAUUAAAGUUAUUACGGGGAAAAUGUUGUGAACGUUUGGCGUUCGCACUGUAUAGGAUCGAUCCCGUAUUAAACUGUCGAAACCCGCCGAAGCCAGUGGAUUUUCGAAGGGAUACUUGUUGAACCCGGUUUUGUUUUCAAUUCAGAGCGUUUCCCGGGUUCUGUCUGCACCAGCAGAGAUGUCCUACUUUUCGUGUAACAUCAGCUGUUUGCGUUAGCUGUUAAGUAACUGGCACACUUCCGUAUGCAGAACAGGAGAUACUUGAUUACACAUAAAGAAGGGGGCAUAAGACGGGCAUAAGUUAAUUUUUAAAAAGAAAUCUAAAAUGCUUUUAUCGGCAGUACAAAUACAGCGCAUGCAUUCAUAUGUUUGAUAUGGACCUCAUAUUCAUACGUAUAAAUUACAUUUUCUAAAAACAUUCGUACAUCUGAAAUCUUUUUAGUUUGUGUAAAACCUACAACUAAAUGGAUCCCGGAGGCUGUAAUUCAGUGGAGUGUGUACUUUUGUGGCUAAUCAAUUGCCACAAAGGAUAAAAUAGCCAUUUGACUACCAAAGUUAAAAAUGUACAUAACUUACCUGAAAUUAAAAUCUAAGGAAAUGGGUUUCAUAUAUUAAAAAAUGAAUGCAUAUUAAGACUUCAUAAAAUGUGAAUUUGCUCAAUUCACUCCUGUUGUGUACAUUAAUCUGGAAGUCCAAAUUCAGGAUGUCCUGUGUUGUAAGCAUUUGGGAUUUUAAGGGGUUUUUUGCAUUAGAAAAAAUGGUGGCGCUGAGUAAUUUGCAGAAGUUUUGGAAAUGGUAUGUCAGCAUUUUUGCAUUUUAUUUUUUUUAGUUUUAAAGUCCGUAUGAAAGCAUAUUUAUUGAGCACUGGCUGUAAUUUUGAAGACUCUUAAAACACUACAGAUUAGGCCUUUAAAACGUUUUAAAAUGAAGAUCUAAACACAUCUAUUGUAUUUGUUUUUUUUUUAAAUUAAUGUUGUAGGUCCCCGGAAUUCAAAUAAAAAUAGUCAUUCAUUAUCUUAUUCCUGGUAAGGGCUCAGACACCCUAGAAUGGAGCCAAGAAACACAAGGUGCUAGAUGGAAAUAAUAUACCCUGAAAAGGACACCAGUCCACUGAAAGGCACACACACACAGGUGAUUCAGAAGUCCCAAUAAAACACAGACCAUGCAAACACCACAUAGAACGUACCUCAGUCUGAAACCCAACACAUUAUACAAAAGAUGUAAGGCAGCAAUGCUAAAACUUAAUAUUUAUAUGAGUGAGAUUUUGAGUUUCAAAUGAAAAGAGCUCAAUUGCAUUUCUGUACGUUUUAUGUUUUCUGUACUGCAAACCUCGUCAGUAGACCCAGUGAAUUACCUAGAAAAUAACUACAGAAUGCUGCAUCAUUGUUAUUUUAUCAAAUCCCUUGGGCCCAACAUUCAAGAACUCUUCCUUGAAUGUUGGUAAAUGCUUUAAAAACAUGCACAGACACAUUAAGUUUAAUUGAACUGAGAUGCCUCUCUAUCUCUCUUAUCACUUUUUCUUUCCUGAAAAACAAUAGAGAAAUUUACAUGCAGUUAUAUUUUUUGUCACGAGAAAAUAAAUCUAUGAUUCAAGCACAGUUUCAGAAAGCCAGCUGUGAUAAGUUUAAACAUGCUGUAUUUCAAUGCUAUUUUUUAUUCCCAACAGAACUAUGGUGAUUUUGUGACUACGGCUGACCUACAAGCAGUUAUGCAGUGCCAUAACUGCUACAACCUAAAUUACACGUCAGGAAAAAGUGUGCUGUUACUAUUGUUCAAUUGUAUUCUUUCUGUAUAAUUAAGAGUAGUGCAUUCAAUGAAAAAUAAUCAAAUGAAAAAUCGAGAUUGUCAUAAACUAUGUGACUUUAAGAUAUUUUUAGCAUAAAUAAACUGGCAUGCAGUUAUAGUUCUCUGUGUUUUAAGAAUGUUUAUCUGCUGUGUAAAACUAGUUUUGGUUCUGCAGCAUAUUGUUCAAUGGAGCGUCAGUAGACCCAGUGAAUUACCUAGAAAAUAACUACAGAAUGCUGCAUCAUUGUUAUUUUAUCAAAUCCCUUGGGCCUGUAAUUUUGUACUGUUCAUCACAUGGCUUCCAUUGUGGUGUGCUGGAACUUCAUCUAUACAGAGCUAGACACCAAGUCAUACAGAUUACAAGCACUUUUCACAUUCUGAAGGUAGGAAGGCAUUCCAACAUCUAGGAUGCAGGUUAAGGAUCUGCUUACGUUUGAGCGGCUACAUAACUGCCCUAGAAUAUUGUUGUGUCCUGGUAUAGAUAUGGCAUCUUUGAAUAUCUGACCACAGGAUGCAUAAUAUAGAAAAUACUAACCCUUACUCCCUAAAUAGGGCUGAAGAUUUCAAAAAGAUGUUUACAUGCAGCAUCUUGAAACAUUUGCUAACAUGAUACUAAUGAUAUUGUCUGAUCUUAUAUUCCAACCAAUCAUAAGAAGAGCUGACCACCAAGAGGAUGGGCCUGUCUGGUAAUUAGACACUUAUUGCAUCACAUCCAGCCGUUCCUUGAAGGAGGUAUCACUUUAAACCUCAUGGCUAGGCAGUUCGUUCCAUACUCCCUCCACCCUUUGUGUAAAGACCUAACUCCUGUUCUGUGCUUUACAUGGACUUCUACAUAGCUUCCACUUGUCUCUUCUGGAUCAAGUUUCAUUUUUCAUUUUAAAGACUUUGUCAGUGUUUGGGUUUAUAAUCUAUUAAACAUGGGACAAUG